Messenger RNA from Peniophora sp. CBMAI 1063, 1236 nucleotides. Lineage: Eukaryota; Fungi; Basidiomycota; Agaricomycetes; Russulales; Peniophoraceae. The record is from the annotation of a GenBank genome assembly.
AUGCGUUUCUCUUCUACUUGCUUCGCCGCCCUUGGGGCUUUCGUCUCUGCUGUUGCCGCCAUCCCGUUGUUGGACCCCCUCAAUCCGGCGAAGCCAUUUGGAGCAGUUUACUUCAUCACGAACAGUCUCGACGAGAAUUUCGUUAUUGCUGCGCAAGUGGGAGAAGAUGGUAUCGCGACUGAUGUCAAAGCAGUUUCUGCCAAUGGCGUUGGCGCACAGGGCCAGCCGCCCAACCGCGGCUCUCUAUUCUCGCAGGGCCCGGUUCAGGUCAAUCAGGCGACCGGCCGCCUCGCUGUCGUCAACGCAGGUUCCAACACCGUACAACUGUUCGACAUCGACCCCAACAACCCAACAAACAUCACUGCAAUUGGCAAGCCCGUUCCCUCUGGUGGCGACUUCCCUCAGUCUAUCGCAUGGAACAACGCCGGCGACAAGAUAUGUGUCCUCAACGGCGGCCUGAAGUCCAAUGUACAGUGCUUCCUCGUUGACAAGAAGGGCAAGCUCACGGCGGUCGGCGUUGGUGACAUCCAGACCUACAACCAGACCUCGAACCCUCCUCACGGUCCCGCUGGGACCGCUUCGCAAAUCAUCUUCACCGCGGAUCAGGGUGGAAUCAUUGCUGUUGCGAAGGGCAUUCCCACGGACUUCGAGAACAACCCCGGUUACCUGCGCGUUUGGCCCCUCUCCGACAACGGCACCAUUGCCUCGACGCCUUUCCAGAUCAACAUCACUCAACCUAUCGGAGGGCUUACGUUCAGCUUGUCUCAGGCUGCAGGACGCCUUGUAUACGUUGGCUCAGACGCGACGAACGGUGGUGUCGUCGUCGACAUGACCGCCGGACCAGGCAACGCCAUCUUCAAGCCCAUCGACCUCCCGAACAACAAGGGCAACUGCUGGUCCGUCAGCGCACCCAAGACAGGCUCCUUCUUCAUCUCCGACUUGCUCAACGACAAGAUCAAUGAGGUCGCGCUUGACGAUAACAACAAUGCCACCCUUGUCCGCCAGUACGAUGUUCCCGGCAUGGGUCCUAACGAAGCCGUCGUUGCCGAAAUACAGGGCCAGGAGUUCAUGUACAUGCUCAUGGAGGGUGCACAGUCUAUCGGCGUCUGGCGUCUCGACGGUCCUGGACAGGCUGUCUUGACACAGCUAUGGCAGGUCUCCAUUCCCGUUCAAAUUCUUGGCGUCACUUUCGACGAGUUGCUCAUCUCGGGCAUGUCAAUCUACGUCUCACCAUGA